Molecule: messenger RNA, 243 nt
Organism: Echinostoma caproni
Lineage: Eukaryota; Metazoa; Platyhelminthes; Trematoda; Plagiorchiida; Echinostomatidae
Source: the annotation of a GenBank genome assembly
AUGAUACUGGUAAGUAACGUUUUUGUUGACUUCGGGGAGUAUGAUGUUGAUGAUGAUGAUGAUGAUGAUGAUGAUGAUGAUGAUGAUGAUGAGAAUGAGGACGGUAACGGUGUAGAAUGCGUAUUGAAAGCGUGUUUCACUCCCAUGUCGCCUGCAUCUCAGCAACACGCCACCCCGUUGCAUUGCCGCCACGACCUCCACCAUCACCACAAGCUCCGAAUGCUAUCCACACUUACCACUUGA